AUGGCGGAUGCACUGCUUGUUCCCACUGUACAUGUUGCACUGGAGACGGCAAUAAACUUGGCUUCAGCACAUGUUGGCCCGUUUCCGGGCAUCGGGAAUGAUUUUGCGAGACUGGUGAGCACGUUGACUAUGAUCCAGGCUUUCCUUCGUGAUGCAGAGGAAAAGCAGGUGGCUUACUUGUGGGCGAAGCUUUGGCUGGAGCUGCUUGAACGUGUCACUUUCGAUGCCGAAAAUUUGCUGGAUGACUUCAACUAUGAAAUGAAUCGGCGCAGGAUUGAGAUCCAAAACCAAACGAAGAGGAAGGUAUGCUUCUUCUUCUUCUCACUCUUUAAUUCCAUUGCAUUCGGUCGCAAAAUGGCAAAACAAAUUCGGGAAAUCAACGUGAAUUUUGAAAGAAUCCAUGAAGAUGCGAUGGCCCUUGGCAUCGUGGAACAGUUUCACUUUGAACGUGCUCUCUCCUCUCCUAGUGGAGGAAGAUUUAUAAAGAACAGAGAGAUUGACCCUGAAACUAUUGAUACGAGUUUUGUUGGAAGAGAUGAUGAUGUUUCAGCAAUACUAGCACAGUUGACUGCCACGGAUAACAAUGAAACUAUCUCCGUUCUUCCCAUAGUAGGAAUGGGCGGGAUCGGGAAGACCGCAUUGGCUCAAAAAGUUUACAAUGAUCCAAAUAUUGGAAGACAUUUUGACCUGAGAAUGUGGGUGUGUGUUUCGGAGGAUUUCAAUGCCGAUAGGCUUUUUAGGUUGAUGCUAGAAUCACUAUUGAAAGAACCAAUGCCCGAAGUUGAGAGUAUGGACGCCAGGGUCAAUCGGUUUAAGAAAUUAUUGGAUGGUAAAAAGUAUCUACUGGUAUUGGAUGAUGUUUGGAAUAAGAAGUCCGCAUUAUGGCAUGAUUUUCUUGUAUGUUUGAAAGGUAUUACUAGCCAAGCCAUGGGGAGUUGGAUUCUUGUGACCACUCGUGACCGAGGAGUGGCACGCAUCAUGGGAAUUUCUUCUCCUCUUUGGUCCUUGAAAGAAUUGUCAGAUCAUCGAUGUUGGCUCAUUCUCAAAGAAAAUGCAUUUGGCGCUGGGGAGGUGCCGAAUGGGCUACAACAUGUAGGAUUCAAGAUUGCGCAAAGAUGCCUAGGCUUACCAUUAGCUGCAAGCAUUCUUGGUCGCAUGCUGCGCAACAAGGGAAUAGACGAAUGGCAAACUUUAGAGAGUGGGCUUCAAAGUUUAGGUGGAGAUGAAAACAUUGGGCUUGUUGAAAUUUUAAAGUUGAGCUUCGAUCGUCUUCCACAUGCAUCUCUUAAAAAGUGUCUUGCGUAUUGUUCAAUUUUUCCCAAGGGCUUUCAAAUGGAAAGGAAUCAACUAAUCCAACUUUGGGCAGCAGAAGGAUUUCUUCAUCCAAGACAUGAUAUGUAUAUGGAGGAAGUUGGUAACGAGUGUUUUUCCAUUUUGUUGGAUAGUAACUUGUUUCAAGAUGGAGAGAAGGAUGAUUAUGGGAAUGUAUUGAACUGCAAAAUGCAUGAUCUUGUGUAG
Coffea arabica (coffee) is the source of this 1518-nucleotide messenger RNA. RefSeq names its product putative disease resistance protein RGA3. NCBI's taxonomy places the organism in Eukaryota, Viridiplantae, Streptophyta, Magnoliopsida, Gentianales, Rubiaceae. Gene Ontology annotation, molecular function: ADP binding. The record is from RefSeq and is a predicted model, not a curated record.